CGUUUUCGGAGUUUGUGGUUUAAAAAUCGCUGUUAAUUCCAUAGUUUGAAACUUUUCUAACUAUAAUAGUUGUGUUUAUUUGUUCUUUCAUGUGUUAAAAUAGUUAAAUUAAGUUUAAUUACAAAAUAACUCAUGUAAAAAUGACAUUAGACGACGUCGCUUGUAAAACAAAUGAAUUCCAACAGCGCCGAAAACUGCGACUUCAACAGGUUCGAGAACAAUCGAAGGAUAUUGCUAAGAAAAUAAGACAUCGCGCUAAAGUAGAGAAAUUACGGCAUGCAUUAAACGUUGACAAUAAAAAAGAAAAGGAAUAUUUUGAAUGCCAAGAAAAGUUUGUUAAACGCUUACAGCAAAUAUAUUCUGAAAAUUUGAGAAAUAUUGGAAAAGCCCAUGCAGAGAUUUUGGAAAAUAAGCAAGCUGGUAUAGAAAAGACAGAUUUAUCAAAAUUACGAGGCAAGGAAGCUGCUGCAGAGCUUAAAAGAAGAAAGCAAGAAAAGUUGGAUGAACAGAAAAAAAUAUUAGAUAGAAAACUGAAGGCUAGAGAAGUGGCAAAUGAAUUAAGCAGAGAGAAAUCAUCAACAGUAAUACAAAAAUUAAGUAAAGAGUCAAACAAAAUAUCUGAAGAACAGCCAAAUAAAGAUAUUCAAAGCGUAACUGAACAAGCUCCUGAUAAUGUCCAUGAUGAAUGUGAUAUAGCAACAAAUGACAUUGGUGUACAGUGGGAAUCACCCAAACUAGCAUCCAUAUCGCAACCAGAGGAAACUGCCCAAACAAAUGUUAACACUGACAAAAAUAAAAGAACAAACUUAUUUGCUCUUAGUGAUGAAAUGACGCUUAAUAUGAACGAAGAAUUGGCUAAAAGUUCAGAUAGACCGGCAGUCAAACCAUCAUUGACUAUGGUAUCAGAGUACCUACAGAAUAGAAAUUUACGUUUACGUGAAACUGAACCGAUAAAAAGGAAACCAGCUGAAGAUUUACAGAGUAUAAAGCAGACUAUUUUACAAACAAGGGCACCGAAAGCUGACGGUAGUGUUGUUGAUAGUGUGCAUGUGCUUGAUGAUAAAGUCCUACCUGUCCCUUCCUGGCACUCUGACAAUAAUAUUAAACCUAAUAUCCCAAUAAACAAACUGUGUCAACCUCUACAGUUAGAUAGAGUAUGUCAACCAAGCUCUAGUCCCAAACACUCUAAAACAGGAAACAAGCAAAGGUCCUUCCGUUCAACGUCUCAUGAUACAUCCAGCAAACGGAGCCUAGUAACUGUUUAUGAUCACACAACAAAGGAUUCACGGUGCAUGCCAUGUGGAGACGGUGGUUUUGUGCAUAGAGAGGAACACACAGAGGACGACGCGUAUUCUAAUGCAUAUAAAGAAUCAACUGCUGAUAAUGACCAACGACAAGACUUGUUAAAUAAACAACAAAAAGAUAUGAGGGGCAAAAUUGCAAUGCACAGACAGAACAUUGACAAGGAGUACAGAGAAACAUUGUCUUUUCUAAAUACUCUUCAAAAGAAUGUGAAAGCUACAUCUAUGGCUUCUGCACAUUUUAUGACUAAAGACCAACAGCAAAGGCAAAUGGAAUUUCACCAAAAAAAUCUUGAAGAAGAAUAUAGAAAAGUGCAAAAAGAAAAUUGUAAACAUGGUUGUAAACAUUCCAGGAAAAGGGUUGUAAUGUCAGACAGAAAUGUUUCAAGCUCUCCAAGUAACAUUGAAAAUGACAAGUUCCAGUAUUCCUGGAUGCCGGUACCCGAAAGUGAUGGUAGUCUAGCCAUUCAUACAAUACCUGUAAAGGAGAAGGGUAAUACUGUUAAGUUCAGUCAAGCAAACAGUUACCACGAGUACCGGUCACGGCACAAACACACACCUCCAACAAAAGAUAUUGGUGAUAAACCCAAGAGAUUAGUAGAAACUGUUGUAGUGGAAGAAAAUGAGUUGAGCGACUGUAAUUCGUCCGCAGCAUCUGAAACUAGUUCCGUCCAAGAUUUGAAUUUAGAAAAUGAUGAUAAGGAUAAUAGAAGUUUAUUAGAUGCGGAUCGGAUUAUAAUAUACAAGAUACUGAAUUCGAAAAAGGAACGAAAGAAAAAAGACAGUAAGACACCUGAAUUUAAGAAUAGGUCAUUAUCACAUAAGAAUGCCUCAACUCAAAAUGAAGAAUUACAUUCAAUUGUUGAAUCUAUUCAAGAGAAAUCAUCUGUUCAAGAAGGACUUUACAAAGCAGUGAAAAAUAAUGGGGACCAUAUUGAGGCUACUUGCGUCGUAGACCGCAACCAAGGGAAUAAAGAAAAUAAUAAUACAUCAGCAUCUUGUAAAUGCAGUAGUGAUAAAAUUAAAGGAAACCCAGAUGCUGAUCAAGGCAGAGUUUUACAAUCGACUUUAAAGAAAUGUGACCAAUGCAGGAAUCUUCUAAACCAGCCAACCUCAUCGGCGUUUGGGACCGCAAAAAAUGACGUAAAAAGUACACCUGGUGAUGGCUACAUCAAGCUCAUUGAUGGAGUUAGCCAGGAGAAUAGUAAAUUCUAUAUUGGAGCUUCAGGUUUCUUGAAAGACAGUGAUUAUGAAGUCAUUAUACAACUAAGAAAGAAGGAGGGUGAAAACUUGGAGAAGAAAAUAGUAACUGAAGGUCAAUCCGUAGACUCUCCAAUAGCUGAAGUAUCAGAAAAUAAUACGACAAAGGCGCAAUCAUUGCUGCUUGAAAAAGAUGUCGCCACGUCCAACGACAGUGGUAUAUACCAGGAGCAGGCUGAAGUUGCUGACGUAGAGACUCGAAAUAUUAACUCCAAUAAGGACGUAAACUCGACUAACACUACUAAUGAUAAAGAACCUGUUAAAAGCGCGCCUAACAAACCAAACACUUGUGAAAAAGCUGUACAUACAUCAUUCCAGAAUUCCUUCGCCGUUCCCGAAAAUGCUCCAAAAACUGACCCAGCCGUCAAGGCCACCUCCACAUGCACACAGACAAACUUCAGUUCGCCGACCCCCAGACCGCCAUUUAUGCACAUGAGUACUUCAACAUCAACAGCGUACAUGAGCCCACCCGACGUUAUCCUACCACGGUUGCUGGGACAAAAUUAUUAUCCAACGACUGACCCGUACGAUUCGUCAAAUAGUAUUAGCAAUGGCCGGGAGUCAAACGUACACCGAAAAUAUUUUAAAUGUAAAGGUAACAAACAAAAACAAUGCAACUGCGCCAAAUGCGAACUGAAAAUAAGAUGUCCCAGUAAAAAGGGAGAUACUAGGAAAACUACAAGCGCUACUCCUCCCAACACUUGCAGAACUCUAUACAGGUGUGAUGAACAAACUCUCAAAACGUCUAAACCGCACUGUCAUAAACAUAAGAAUCGCAACAAUACAGAGAAUAAAAAAUGUAAUAAGAGAAAACGACCCACAUCAAGUACUGCAGAUAGUCUAAAAGCGGCAAAUGUAAUAAGUAUGUUUAACAGUCGAUACCAUACAAAGUUGACCAAAUCGCAGAUUGACCCUGUGGUUAAAAAGUAUAUAAACAAAUUGCUUGAUCUUAAUCAAGAAGGCUUAAAAGCAAUUGAAAUUAUUAAUCAAGAUUGCAGUGAUGUUACGACCCCGAGCAAUUCAGUAAUAAAUGUCCCGUCAAAUGUUAAUAAACUUAACCGAGUUGAAAACAAAAUCUCACUUGAACAAAUGAAAGAAGUUCUAAAAAACGAAAUCAUUAGUAGAAAUCUUGAAUCGACGAAAAUUCAUAGCGAUAAUAAACCCCAGCCAGAAACCGUUAAGCAAGUUACGAAAAAAGUCCCGCUAGCCGGUGGAAGAAAGCGUUUACACAAAGUUAAAUCUCUAAAUAUAUCAAAGAAAGUUUUAAAAAAUAAUGCUGUUAAUAAGAAGUCUACUUCACAGCGACUUGAUACAAAUAGUGUACGUAGCAAAACCAGUACUGCCGCAGCUAGCAAACGUACUGAUGGCGAUGAUACUGUCGAUGAUAGUCAGGUUUUAAAACCAAGAGAACAAAGUUCGCCUGUCUCGAAAAGCGGUAGUAAUCAAUUAAAUCGUAGUCAAAGUAGCAUCAGAAAGGUUUAUGAUCAAAUUGCAAACGUAAAUAAAGUAAUAGAUAAUGCUCUUCAUAAACAUUCAUACCUAACUAAAAACCAGAUGAAAUCUCAUUUUAUUUCCUCAGAUUCAGAUACACACGACAGAGUUUUGAGCUAUGUAAAUUCUUCCAAAAAGCCACAUAGGUUCCCUUCGAACACGAAUGAUGGUAUUGGGAGUGACAUAGAUUGCAUGAAAAUAGCUGAAGAUAAAAUACAAAAUAUUGAAAAACUAGCCGACCUUACGGAAAAGUGCACGAAACGCAUAUCCAAUUUAGCCAAAGUGUUGGAAGAAGUGAGAAGGAAUAAAUCUUUAGUUUAUAGUCAAAUUUCAUCGACCGAUGUUUCGUCUGGAUCAUCUGAUAAUAAAUCGGACACUAGUGUACAUAAAGAUCAAAUAUUUUUACCUAACUCUAAAGACAAGGAAAUAUGUGACAACAUUGUUAAGAAUUCUACUAAUGCUAGUGGAAAUGAUGCAUUUAAAAAUGGAACAUUUGGCUUUGUGCAACUUUUAAAAGAUUUACCGAAACCGGAUGCUUUAAAAUCUACUAAAAUUACAGGAUCCGUGCAUACUGACUCUUUAAAGGAUUAUUAUUCUUCUAGUAACAGUGACUCUGCAAAUUUAAAGUGCAGAACGAAGCCUCCGCCGGCCCUGACCCGUCAUCUCAAACAUGGACAAGAAGUGUUUAUUGCACCACAUGAAUUGUCUACAGUAGUCGAAGUUGACUCUCCAAUGAGUGUGCAGAUGAAAAGCCAAUCUAAACCUAAUCUUAGUACCCAGCCAACCACAGAUGUUCCGGUUUCCGACUCAUAUUCUGAACUUAAAGUCGAUAAAAACCAAAAUAUUAUGCAGAAAAAUAAAACGAAUAGAUCAAAAACCGAAUCAUCCGAAGAUCCCAAAUUACAAAUGAUGAAUAUGAAACAAUUUAAUGAGAUUAUGCUCAAACCGUUUGUAAGUUUACAAGAGUAUGCAAAACAAUGCAAUAUAGAAAACUUAGAAGAUGGAUCUGUAAUUGAGGAAGCAUCAAAAGGUAAGACGGUACCUGAAGUUAUAAGUAACUCGGAAAAUAGCUUGCCUGAUGUCAUGACGGAGCUGUUAAAAAGAAAUGUGAUCAGUGAACCUUUUAAGUUCGACUCGUCGUCCAAUAAUAACUCCACCUCUCUAUCUUCGGAAUCGUCCACAUCAUUAUUGGCAUUAAAUAAAGCUCAAAAGAAUAAAAUAUUUUUAGAAGCGAAACUGAAACUUCAAAAAAGUUUAAUAGAUACUUCUGAAACAAUGAGUACGUCGUCGAACCCAGACUUGGAAAACGCAUUGAAGAAACUCGGAAUAGGGUGGGCUUCGUCGACCCUAAAGAAAACAAAAGAAAGAUUGGCGUUAACAUCGUCAUCGAGCACAUCUAGCACCAGUUUGAGGAAGUUCAACAUGAAAAGUUUUAACUUGGAACUCCCGACGUUGGGAACAGAUUCAAUAUCCUCCAUGAUGAGCAUCAAAAAUGACGAUCAAAAGUCUUUAACAAAAGGCGAACAAAAUCUCAGAAAUGCCGACCAACAGACAUCUCCCAAAAAUUCCAUGACAGUGAAAGAAUUUCUUAGGAACGAAUUAGCGAAGAAAAUUACAUUUGACAAUUCUAAAAGCCGAACAGCUGAAGAGUUUUUGUCUUUGUAUGAAACUAAAAUUCCCGAAGAAAUGAAAAAUACCAGGGCGAAUGUUGAAGAGCAUUCCAUAAGUACGAAUAGUCCAAAUAACCGAGCUCGCACCUCUACCCCUGUACGUAACGUCUUCAAAUCGUCCACGUACCAAACAAGCUCAAGUUCCAAUACUUCUAACGGUUUGUUUAGUAACGCUGAUGAUCUAUCUUCCGUUAAAGGAACAUCGAACUCUUUACGAAAUCAUUCCACAUCCGAUAAGGAGGACCUGACCAUUCCAAAUUAUAGCCUUAAAUUGAAAAAAGGCUGUAACCUUAGUAAAAGUGACUAAUAACUUUAUAUUUAAAUUAUUUAUAUAACGUGUCUUGUUUAUUGUUCAUAAUGAAUUUUAUAAUAUUAUGUGAUAAUAUGUUUACGGUGUAUUUUUUUAUA
This is a messenger RNA of Aricia agestis (brown argus), 6130 nucleotides long. RefSeq lists its product as uncharacterized. The record is from RefSeq and is a predicted model, not a curated record. The transcript has 11 exons. Lineage: Eukaryota; Metazoa; Arthropoda; Insecta; Lepidoptera; Lycaenidae. The coding region runs from base 141 to 6029 and encodes 1962 amino acids.